AUGUUCACUUCUGCGCUUCUCGUUGCUUCCGCUCUGGUUUUGGCGCAUGCAGCCGUUGUAGUUCCGCGAGCUGCCUCUAUCACCGACUUCUCCACAAGUCCAGUAGAAUUUACCUAUCCUCCUCCUAGGUCAGGCUACAAUGCCAAUAAUGCCACAGCAUAUCCGUGCGGUGGCGCUGAACUAGGUACAAGGACUAAUUACCCCUUGACUGGCGGUAGAAUCGGUCUAGAUGUCGAUACCCUUGCAGCAAACGUCAAUCUCAUGUACGCAAAUAGCAGUAACCCUACGACGUUCCACCAGUUCAGCACGUUCACUGAUACCAUCUUGGACGUAUCCGACGGCGCUUGGUGUGGAGCCGGCCCAAAUUUCCAAACGGAAGGAUUGACUUCAGGCAACGAUGUUACCCUUCUCGUCAUUUACCAACUUUACGGGAACAAAACUUAUAUGUACCAUUGCGCGGAUAUCAAAAUUGUUGAAGCUAGCGCUUACAUAGCCCCUACCGAUCUGGCUUGCUCAAACUCUUCCGCUGUUUUGAAAACUGCCACCGAUGAUGAGUCCCUUGUUCUCAAGGGAUCCAAUUAUUCUGCUGCUCAAGAGGGAAUAGAUGGACAGACUGUCAGUAUUGAUUUGGCAGCUGCCACUGCUGUACCCUCUUCUUCAGCUUCCGGAUCUGAGUCGAGCGCAGUAGCUGCUUCUUCAGCGGCAUCUUCCGCUGCUGCAAGCGCAUCUUCAACUUCGUCUGCCGGUAUUUCAUCUCAAAUUGGAGGUCUGGGAAUUGUAUCUGCCGCGAUUGGGGGAUGCUACCUUCUCUUAUAA
Kwoniella shivajii is the source of this 816-nucleotide messenger RNA. RefSeq lists its product as uncharacterized. Bases 1 to 816 code for a protein of 271 amino acids. The transcript has 4 exons. The record is from RefSeq and is a predicted model, not a curated record. NCBI's taxonomy places the organism in Eukaryota, Fungi, Basidiomycota, Tremellomycetes, Tremellales, Cryptococcaceae.